UCCUGGUCGGUGGGAAGCGCCGGCAGUUAACCCUAGGUUUUUUCUCAGUUCAACGUGUCACCGAACUCGCUUGGAUUACUUAUGACAUCGAAGUCGAGAAUCCACAGCAGAGGCACACGGUGAGGAGAACCAAACAAAACUCAGUUUCAUUUCGCUGUCCGCGGCGGAGCCCGGAGCCGGAAGAAGUGUCUGUUUUCAGCAUCUGUGUGUGUCGAUCUACCGUCACUGAGUCAGCAACAUGAGGAUGCCGUCUGCGGAGGUGGCAGCGAGCGGGUUGAGGCAGUGCCAGCAGGCCCAGGGUCAGCUGGAGGACGCCAUCAACGGCGUGAUGAAGGCAGAGCAGCAGCUGAGAGAAAACGUCCGAGAGGUGCGUUCGGAGCUGCAGAGCUGUGUGAGUCGUCAGCAGGAGGCGUUGCGCUGCAGAGAGGUGUGGCUCCUCGGUCAGAUCGAGCUCCUGGAACAACUCAAGACUGAAACUCUGCAGCAGCAGCUGCAACAACUGCACUGGCUCAGAGGUCAGUUUGAUGUGAUCGCUCAUCAGCUGCAGAACUCUAACAGCACCAACAACCUGAACAACCAGCUGACCAGCUGCAUGGAGAAGUUGUCCUCUCUGAGUCUUACACCAGAGGAAACACCUGAGAUGAGUUUCCACGCCGACACUCGCUCUCUGAGGCAGGCCAUUACCUCAUUUGGCAGCAUCACCGCACAGCUUGUGGAGGGUGUGUGUUCUCAGAACCCCGCUCCACAGAGAGGUCAACUGCAGAGUUGUCCAAUCGCAGGCAAGAACCAGAAGACGGAGGUCGGAGCUCUGGGCGACUGGCUGCUGGGAACUCGUCCAACCAGCAGUGCUCCUAUUGGUUACCAGUCCAGCAAGAACCCUCAGGAUUGGCUUGUGUCACACAAGGAGAGCAAGACUUCCUGUCCCGUCCUGGCCUCGGUGGACUUCCUGCAGGCCUGGGGUCAGCUCAGGGACCUGGAGGCGUGGCUGCUCCAGGACCAGACCCCCGUCAGCAGGGAGAGGACCAGCAGCAGCAGCAGCAGCUGCAGCUCCUCCUUCUCCAUCGAAAAGAUCGACGAAUCAGAGUUCACCGUCACCCCUGAGGAGGAGGGGGACGAGGAGGAGCUGAGCGACUGGCUCAUCACCCCGCCCACUGUAGCCAUGGAGACCAUGUCAGACGCUGAACGGUGGCAGCAGGUAUUGAAGCCUUUUGAGGACAGCUGGUUGUCUAGUGAUUGGCUGGUGGGGUCGAGCCGCCCGGCCGCCGACUGCUCCUCCUGCUGUCAGACCACCAGGGCCGUGGAGAUCGAGAACCUGGGCCUGCUCAAGUGCCUGAAGACCCCACCAGCCUCCAGCCCCGCAUCCCCCGCGUCCCCCACCUCCCCGGCCCCCGCCGUCAGCCCCCCGGUGCCGGCCCUGGAGGCGUGGCUUCAGCAGGCGGUGCCCGUGCAGCAGACCUGCAAGGCCAACGAGCUCUGCUCCACUUACUCCGACUGCAUCUGUGAGGAGAACUGUGGGAGAGAAGCCCUGAGCCUCUGGCUGCUGCAGCAGGACGGGCGAGACAAGAAUGGAGUCCCCGUGGCCAAGAACACCCCCCCCAUCAUGAAAACCGCCCCGCCCAGCCUGUACCACAGAGAGCAGGGGCAGAAGGUUCAGGCCAUCCUGGAGGCCUGGCUCCACCCUGCCAACGCCGCCGCCGCCUCCUCGUCCUGCAGGACUCCUCUGCAGGCUCACACCUCCUCCCUCUCUGGCUGGGUGACUCCUGAGGAGGAGAAGGGCAGCAGGGAGGACCGCAGCUCCCAGUUUAAGCAUCCCUCCUCCUCCUCCCCGUUCCAGCAUCCUCUGGAUCCAGACCUCUGGGUCCUCCAAGGAAAGACUCUGACUCCUGCUCCGGUGUCAGGAGAUCAGCCCCGCCCAGCUGAAGAGGAGGACAAGUGGCUGCUGAAGAAGAGGACUCAGGCUCAGGAGCGUCUGGUGCUACCUACCGUCUGUGACCUCUUCUCCUGUAUGAAGGUGGGCGGGGACAAAGAAAAAUGGCUGCACAAAGCUCCUGUACAGAUGUGAUGAUGACGAUGUUUCUUCUUCUUAUCCAAAUUAAUCGCUGAUCAGCGCACAUGACGGCCACAAUCUAACCAUCACCGCCUUCUUCCUGUGACAUCGCCGCACUGAGCCGCCGCUCCCCUCCGAUCAGGAUCAGGAGCGGACCGAUCAAGAGCCAAACUGGGGAUUAAAUACUCUCAGCCCCAGGUUAAAGCUGUGUCGGAGCUUUCAACCAUGUCUCACAGUCUUCAUCUGGAGGGAAAACGGAAAGGGGGGAAAAACUGUCUGUGAUGUGGUUGAAAGCUCAGGAGACACUUUUAGAGUAAGGAUUGUGGUGUAAUGGACUGAGCCUCUCGACUCUGAUCGACCGUUAUCCAGAAAAUCAUCAGCUGAUUAGUCGUUAAUGAAAAUAAUUCUCUUCUGUCCUGCUUCACGCUUUCAGCCAUUUAACCCUUUAGUCUAUUGACAGAGAACUGAUUAGUUAUUGAUCAGUUGUUAACUAGUGAUUGUAAUCAUUAGGCAGAAACUCAAACAAUCCCAAAUGACAUGAGGAUGUCCAGACUGGAAGCAUAGCGGAUGUUUGUCAUCAGCUGAUCCUGACAGGAGAGGAGGGGCGGGGUUAACACGGGGUGGGCGGGGCCAAAGUCAGAUUAUAUAUAGUAGCCUUUCUUUUAAUGGAUCUUAUUUUAACAGGUGUUUUUAUGAGACUUUUCUGCUGCCGGUUUGGGUGGAAUGUUCCUGUUCUUUGUUCGACGUCCUGUCUGUCCAGACUGACGGCUGCUGUCCGACCUUCAGUCCACAUGUGAUUUUUAGUUUCCAUGACGACACGCGGUCUCUUUGAGAUCAUCGUGAGCUCGUCGCGUGUCUUUUAUUGCCUGGCAAACUCGCUUCAAGGCAGAAAGCACGUUCGAUCAGAAUCAAAGAGAAAGAACUUGGUUUCCCAGGCGACCGAUCACAUGACUUUGCCGUGGGCAGUGAUUGGUGAUUUUUAUUGAAGCUUUGCUGUGGUCUUUUUUUUGGGGGGGGGGGGUUUCUGUGAUGUCAUCAGUUCUCUCCUGCUGUGAUUCUCUACAGUAAUAAAACAUAAUGACAUCAU
This is a messenger RNA of Xiphias gladius (swordfish), 3134 nucleotides long. It is a transcript of the gene ncoa4, whose product is annotated as nuclear receptor coactivator 4. Gene Ontology annotation, molecular function: transcription coactivator activity. NCBI's taxonomy places the organism in Eukaryota, Metazoa, Chordata, Actinopteri, Istiophoriformes, Xiphiidae. The record is from RefSeq and is a predicted model, not a curated record. The coding region runs from base 239 to 2062 and encodes 607 amino acids. The transcript has 12 exons. Gene Ontology annotation, biological process: intracellular iron ion homeostasis; response to hormone.